Protobothrops mucrosquamatus (brown spotted pit viper) is the source of this 2984-nucleotide messenger RNA. RefSeq names its product lysine demethylase 7A (gene KDM7A). Gene Ontology annotation, biological process: protein demethylation; regulation of transcription by RNA polymerase II. Gene Ontology annotation, molecular function: histone demethylase activity; transcription coregulator activity. The record is from RefSeq and is a predicted model, not a curated record. NCBI's taxonomy places the organism in Eukaryota, Metazoa, Chordata, Lepidosauria, Squamata, Viperidae. The transcript has 20 exons. The coding region runs from base 56 to 2788 and encodes 910 amino acids.
GGGAGAGCAGGGUGGCUCAGGCAGUCACUCAAGAGAGUGAGCGAGUUCUUUAAAGAUGGCCGGAACGGCGGCGGCGGCGAGCGCGACCCCUGUGUAUUGCGUGUGCCGGGAACCCUACGAUGUGAACCGCUUCAUGAUCGAGUGCGACAUAUGCAAGGACUGGUUCCAUGGCAGUUGUGUCAGAGUAGAGGAGCACCAUGCUGUUGAUAUUGAUCUUUACCACUGUCCCAAUUGUGCAGUUCUUCAUGGACCCUCCUUAAUGAAGAAGAGGAGGAACUGGCACAGACAUGACUAUACAGAACAUGAUGAUGGUUCAAAGCCAGUUCAAGCUGGAACCCGAACAUUUGUUAAACAGCUACGUGCGUGUUCAUUCCCAAGUGCUGAUGAAAUAAUUUUGAAAAUGCAUGGAAGCCAAUUGACGCAAAGAUACCUGGAAAAGCAUGGUUUUGAUGUUCCCAUUAUGGUACCUAAAUUAGAUGGCUUAGGUCUCAGACUCCCACCUUCUACAUUUUCUGUUCUAGAUGUGGAACAUUAUGUAGGUGGUGAUAAAGUGAUUGAUGUUAUUGAUGUGGCAAGACAAGCAGAUAGCAAAAUGAAGCUCCAUAAUUACAUUAAGUAUUUUACAAACCCUGAGAGACCAAAAGUAUUAAAUGUGAUAAGCCUUGAAUUCUCAGACACAAAGAUGUCCGAGUUAGUGGAAGUUCCUGAAAUUGCCAGAAAACUUUCAUGGGUUGAAAAUUACUGGCCAGAUGACUCGGUCUUCCCUAAGCCUUUUGUUCAGAAGUACUGCUUAAUGGGAGUUCAAGAUAGCUACACAGAUUUUCAUAUUGAUUUUGGGGGCACUUCUGUUUGGUAUCAUGUUCUUUGGGGUGAAAAGAUCUUCUACUUGAUCAAACCUACUAAUGAUAAUCUGGCAAUUUAUGAAUCCUGGAGUUCAUCUGUUACCCAGAGUGAAGUGUAUUUUGGCGAUAAAGUUGACAAAUGUUAUAAAUGUGUUGUAAAGCAAGGACAUACCUUAUUUGUUCCAACAGGAUGGAUUCAUGCUGUACUCACUUCUCAGGACUGUAUGGCUUUUGGAGGAAACUUCUUGCACAACCUCAAUAUUGGCAUGCAGCUCAGGUGUUAUGAAAUGGAGAAAAGACUAAAAACUCCAGAUCUUUUCAAAUUCCCUUUCUUUGAAGCCAUCUGUUGGUUUGUGGCCAAAAACUUAAUGGAAACUUUGAAAGAGCUGAAAGAAGAUGGUUUUCAGCCCCAAACAUUCUUAAUACAAGGAGUGAAAGCUUUACUUACUGCUUUAAAACUAUGGAUGAAAAAAGAUCUUGUAACAGAACAUGCCUUUGAAAUUCCAGACAAUAUUAGGCCUGGACAGCUAAUUAAGCAACUUUCUAAAGUAAUUCGCUCUGUAGAGGAAGAGAACAACAAACCAACAAAAACUCAGGGAACUGGUGUGUGUCAAGUUUCACGGUCAUCAAGUGAGUUGGCCUCCAUUCAUCAUUCCAGAAGAAAAGCAAGGAAGCUACGAGAUCAGUCUAUCAAGACACCUUCUAAUCUGGACAUUCUGGAGCUCCACACAAGGGCAGUUCUUAAGAGAUUAGAAAUGUCCCCAUGGGAAGAGGACACAGCAAAUUAUAAAUUGAAUGGGAGGUUUAACAAGCCACUUCAACCAUCUUCCACUGUUCCAGAAUGGAGAACAAAAGACAAUGAUUUACGGCUUUUGUUGUCAAAUGGAAGAAUAAUUAGAGAUGAACGGCGGCCCUUCAGAGAUCCAAGUCUAUACACAGCAGACAGUGAAGAUGAGGAUGAGAAGAAAAGAACUAUUAUGACAGAAGAGCCGAAGUCCCAGGAGGCAGAUGGCCAUGCGGAUACACAGAAACCACUGAACAUGUUUUUUGAAAGUGUGAAAUCAGAACUCAGGAAUGGCAGCUCAGAAUAUUCUGAUAUUUCUGAUUCAGAAGAAUCUGAACCUGAUUGCACUAACCAGCAAAAGGAUUCCUCAUUAGAGGAAUCAGAAAGCUCAGGAGAUGAUGAAAAACAAGAAGUAACUUCAAAUUUUAAAGAGGAAAAUAAAGUAACAAAGGACCUGUUUCAAAUCACAGAGAAGCCAUCUAGAAAUGAAAAUGCAAAUAAAACGGAAUGUCCUACCUCGACAAGUAUGGAGGAAGAAGCUAUUCAGGGCAUGCUGUCAAUGGCAGGAUUGCACUAUACCACUUGUUUACCAAGUUAUACUCGGAGCACAGACUGCACUGACCGAAGAAGUUUUGUUCCAGAUCACAGAAGCUAUUCCAAAAAUAGACAUAAAGAUAAAAUGUCUUCUCAGAGUUAUAAACCGGAAUAUGGCAAGCACAUAAAAGAUGAAAAAGAAAUGGGAGCUUCAGUAUUUCUUACACCAUUACAUGCAGUUUCUAAAAUCAGUCCUCAGGAGACAGGUAAAACUCAGAAACAUGUUAAGAAAGAAGUUGCAUCUGAAACCUGUUACAGAAUUCAAGAAAACAGGAACCAUGUGCAAAAUAAUGGAAUAAACUUUCAGCAUAGCAAAUGUAUGCAGGACUGCAACUUAAUUGAUGGGGAAUGCAGAUUAAGUGACAGCAGUCUCAGCUCCGAUCGACCAUUUGGUGAAGCAUCCACUGUACCUCUUCAUCCAACCAAGCGGCCAGCAUCAAAUCCACCCCCCAUCAGCAACCAGGCAACAAAAGGCAAGCGUCCAAAGAAAGGAAUGGCAACUGCCAAACAACGGCUUGGGAAAAUUCUAAAACUGAACCGAAAUGGCCAUGUACGAUACUUAGUUUGAUGUAGUGGCUGCUUCUGCUUUUCUUCAUUCAUAGACCAGUAUUGAGGGUAACAGCGCCUGGAGCUUCUGUUUUAUUCCUCUGCUUGAAGCAGAAUGCAUGCCUCUUAUUUGAACACUGCCUGAUGAACAAAAACCCAAUGCUGCAUUUUCACUGUGCCACAUCUGCUGAGCAAUAACUUUUGGGAAAUGAAAAUAU